This is a messenger RNA of Solea solea (common sole), 1359 nucleotides long. Its product is annotated as endophilin-B2-like. Gene Ontology annotation, molecular function: protein binding. Gene Ontology annotation, biological process: membrane organization. Bases 120 to 1310 code for a protein of 396 amino acids. Gene Ontology annotation, cellular component: membrane; cytoplasm. The record is from RefSeq and is a predicted model, not a curated record. The transcript has 11 exons. NCBI's taxonomy places the organism in Eukaryota, Metazoa, Chordata, Actinopteri, Pleuronectiformes, Soleidae.
GAUUUCCGAGCGAUCGUGAAGCAGAUUACGGCUGUGUUCAGUCGUGCGUCUGUUGCUGCAUCAUCUCAGCUGAUCCGGAGGAUUUCCUCUGCAGGGACGGACACACCACCACCACGAACAUGGAUUUCAACGUGAAGAAACUCGCCUCCGAUGCAGGGGUUUUCUUCACCAGGGCGAUGCAGUUCACAGAGGAGAAGCUGGGCCAGGCUGAGAAAACCGAGCUGGACCAGCACCUGGAGAACCUCAUCAUCCGAGGUGACAGCACCAAGAACUGGACCGAGAAGAUCCUCCGACAAACCGAGGUUCUCCUGCAGCCCAAUCCCAGUGCUCGAAUAGAGGAGUUUAUCUAUGACAAACUGGACAAGAAGAUUCCCUCCAGGACGACCAACGCCGAGCUGCUGGGACAGUACAUGCUGGACGCUGCCACAGACUUUGGACCCGAGGCGCCAUAUGGUCAGACCCUGAUCACAGUGGGAGAGUACCAGAAGAGACUGGGCGGAGCUGAACGGGAGUUCAUCCACACGUCUGCCACCACCUUCCUAUCUCCUCUGCGUAACUUCCUGGAGGGAGACUGGAAAACCAUAUCGAAAGAGCGGCGGCUGCUGGAGAAUCGACGGCUGGAUCUGGACAUCUGCAAGGCGCGUGUGAGGAAGGCGAAGCAGGCGGAAGCAAAAGCCGCGGCUGAACCUGAUUUUCAGGAGACGAGGCCACGAAAUUAUGUUCUGUCCGCCAGUGCAUCAGCGCUGCUGAGCGAGGAGGUCGACAAAGCGGAGCAUGAACUCCGUGUGGCCCAGACGGAGUUUGACCGGCAGGCCGAGGUCACUCGUCUGCUGCUGGAGGGAAUCAGCAGCACGCAUCUCAACCACCUGCGCUGUUUGCAGGAUUUCGCAGAAGCUCAGGCCACGUACUACGCUCAGUGUCACCAAUACAUGCAGGAGCUGCAGAGGGAGCUCCACCGACGUACGAAUACCGUGGGCGCCCCGCACCCCCCGGCCACAGCUGCCGCCGGCCCCAAUCCAGCCUCGUCUGCUUUCCUGUCUGGACCCUCAUCCUCCGCAGACACAAGCUCACCUCUGUCUGGCCAAAAGGCUCCGGGAACGCUGUCUGCCGAGCAGCUGGCGGUCACAGGCACGAGAAAGGCCAAGGUCCUGUACGACUAUGAUGCUCACGAUGGCAGCGAGCUCUCCCUGUUGGCAGAUGAGCUCAUCACUGUUUACACCGUACCGGGAAUGGAUCCUGAUUGGUUGAUUGGAGAACGUGGAAACGAGAAGGGCAAAGUCCCGGUCACCUACCUCGAACUUCUGAGCUAAUGGACCAAAGAACAGGACACACACACACACACACACACACACACAGCAU